This is a messenger RNA of Asterias rubens (European starfish), 2804 nucleotides long. RefSeq lists its product as uncharacterized. Gene Ontology annotation, molecular function: protein binding. The record is from RefSeq and is a predicted model, not a curated record. Bases 441 to 2543 code for a protein of 700 amino acids. Gene Ontology annotation, biological process: signal transduction. Lineage: Eukaryota; Metazoa; Echinodermata; Asteroidea; Forcipulatida; Asteriidae. The transcript has 6 exons.
GGCUACGCCGUCGGCAGGAGGGUUACGUUAUCGCAACUAAGCUUUUUCAUUCAUUAUCGUUUAAUUGAUACUUGUAAUGUUAUCGUGACUGCACAACUGGGGCGCUUUGAACAAAGACUAGUCUUUGCCUUGCACCUAAAAAUAGAAUUUGGAAAUUCCAAGCCUUCCUAAUGUUUUAAAAUGACAAGCCUCAAAUCAGACCUUUUGUAAAGCUUCUUCCCUGUAAAUUGCAGACUAAAGUCAAGUUAAUCCAUACACCUAUCUUCGUGAAUCUAUAAUGUCAACCACAUUUGCUCAUGAAAUAAAGAGCCAAACACAUCGAGUUUUUCAAAGGAAGGAAUAAUACUAUAGCUACAGAGAGCCGACCAUUACGCGAGGGUAUUAUGGUGUAGGGCACUUCGUGGACUAAAGCCAACGGAAGCAAAGACAAGUUGCCAGACAUGGGCGAGGAUUUCCCAGUUGAGAUCCUUUCCAAUCGGCUCGGUGAGGCCUGGCCGUCCCUUGCCACCCAGCUUGGUUUCGAUGACGCUGAAUGUCAAAGCAUUAUUGUAGCACAUAAGGGUCGAAUCAGCAGGCAAGCUCACUACAUGCUGCAAGCCUGGAUUGAAAGACAUGGUGGUACUCUCAAGAUGUCAACCUUGAUUGAAGCCUUGAAGGAGAUAAGACGACCAGAUUUGCUGAGGGAUCUUGGUGUGGAAAUUCUGGACAAUGAGACCAUAAAAAAGGUAGCACAAAAAGUCGGAACAUCGUGGCCAGAGCUGGCUCUCUACCUCGGCUUCGACAUUGAGGACUGCCUGAAUAUUCAGAAAAGCUUCCCGAGCGAGGGGGAGCAGGCACGUCAGAUGCUGGCCAACUGGAGGUUGAAGUUCAACGGGGCUAAUCCCCUAGAGACCCUGUCAAAAGCUCUCCAAGCAGUGAACGUUGAACUUGCUAAUGAACUUGGGACGUUGCAAAGAAUUCCACCAUGCACUACUUUGAAUUGCGGCAACAGCGAUCCCGUUAAGUUUAGACGUUACUUCUCACAAGAUGGUCAGUCUCAACUCCUAGGGAUCUGCUGUACCAUGUGUGGUCAGGAGUGGCUCAAAGAUAGAUUCCUGUUCCAUCCUGACACUGACAAGACACGUCCGAGGAUCAGACUUUAUGGAGUUGUCCUCAAGAAACAGGUCAUGGUAAGCAUGGAAAUGAAUCCAGCAUUUCAGGUCAAGAGUUCACGUAGGAAAAUCGACUUAGCUUAUGCUUUAGAUGUCCUGAAGGUAGGCGAUCACAUCACCUGGCAACGACCAUACAUCAUUUGGCAUCAUGCAAUAGUAUCCGGUGUAGAUAAAGGGAACGGGCGUCUUAAGGUACUCCACUGGACCAAGAUGAGAUGGUCAUGCGGUACAACGCAGAUAAUGGAAGAAGAUAUAAGUUUAGGUGACCAAUGGGGUGCAAAUGAACUGUAUCAAAUCAAGUACGGGCAAGAGAUGACUAAGACUAACCCCGUAGAGCUUGUCAUUGCCCGUGCCAAAUCCAGAUUAGGGGACACCGGGUACGAGCUUUUAGGUGACAACUGCGAGGCAUUUGCUUCCUAUUGUAAAAGUGGAGUCGUGGAGAGCUGCCAGGCCGUGUGGUUCUACAACAAGGUCAAAACGAUCGUUGAGGAAACGCUUGUAAAUGCUUUAAAGAGUGUUGUCAAGGGUGGUUGUGUUGUUGCUAAAGAGUAUGUCAAGGCUGGUUCCAAAGCAUUCUUGCAGCAGGUCGAGACUGUUUCAAUAGAAGAGGGUUUGAAGGCUGCGGGAGAAGUUGGUGGUGCAGAGUUGUUUGAGAGGCUUUGCAAGGGCACUGAUGUCGUAGGAGCUGGUAUCGUGAUUGUCUUUGAAGGUGUCGCUUGUGUCUGGAAUCUUGGGGAGUAUUACCAAAAAAGAGAGAAAGGUGACUUGUCAAGGAGCGAGUUCGUGAAAACUGCUACACAGCGUGUGGCAGAAGCAUUAUGCGGAGCUGGCCUGGCCAUUUCGUUGGGCUUAGGAGGGCAGGCGGCAGGGGCUGGAAUGGGGGCCGUGGCAGGUACGUUGAUUUUACCUGGGCUAGGAACGGCAAUUGGUGGGUUCAUUGGAGGCAUUGUUGGUGGUGUAGUUACGGGCGUAAUUGGUUCUCUUGUCGGAAGAGCCUUUGGCUCAUUCAUAGGUGCACCCAUCGGCCGUUGUCUCGCCAGACAAAUAGGUACGGACGACAGUGCAGUGCGAAUUGAAGAGCUGCUACCGGGGGACCAAAUUGUUUCUUACGGCAACUUACUUCAUCCACGGCAUCAUGCCAUAGUCGUCUCCCGCACUCGAGACCAGAGUAAAGUCAGGGUUGUCCACAGUACGUACGGCAAUGGUGUGAUUGAAGAGGAGGUUGAUUUUAUCGAACCCGUGUAUAAAGUGAUCUAUCAUGAACAGAACUGUUUCCCACCUGAGAAGGUGAUCGAGAGAGCCAGAUCCAAGAUCGUGGAUGAUGCAUACACGUACUCCUUGGUAUGGAAUAACUGCAAGCAUUUUGCCCAAUGGUGCAAGCUGAAGGAGUAACAAUUAUUAUAACGUUUCGUCCAUAACCGACAGCCAUGAGUUUAAUGCGUCUAUCGCUGGUUUUAUCUCCAACAGUACAACUACAAUCAAUUUAUUGAACUGAAACUUUUAUGAUUACUCUGGCCUUUUUAUUCAGUAAAGAAAAUGUUCAACAGUUUGAACAAUGAUAUCUAACAAAAAACAGCAUUAAAUAAUAAACUGCGCCAAUAAAGUAUCUAAACACUUACAAAUGGUCAGAUUUAUCGGAACCUGAAAUAGUUU